UCAAGUGAAAUAUUGAAACAACUAAAACGGCAGAAAACAAAAUUUUCCAAAGUAAAACGAAGAAUGCUGUUAAAAAUCCCCCAAAUUAUAUUCGCUUUAAUACUCGCUUGUAUCCCAAGCCAUGCUGCUGCAACCAUGCAAGAAAUAUUUGCUGCUCGCCAAGCAAAAUCCCUGGAAAUUCUCAAAUAUAUGAAUCAAAGCAUUAAUCCUUGUGAGAAUUUUUUCGAAUUCACCUGUGGCAAUUGGAAGACUCACCAUCCCACCUCACUGCUGCAAACCAAAACCUCAGCAUUUACUAUGGCCAUAGCGGAUUUUAAGAAAUAUCUACCCCAAAUGCUAAACAAUUUCGAAUACUCCGAUACUGUAGCAGAGCGCAAGGCGAAAUAUUUCUAUGGCUCUUGUCUGCAUUCGGGGCCGUUGAAAAAGCAUGGCGAAAGAUUAAAGCAAAUUAUCGAUACGGUGUUGAAGAUGCCCGCUCUGGAAGGUGAUGAAUGGCAAGAGAAAAAUUUCGAUUGGUUAGCCACAGUGGCUGAAAUCUCCCAUAGGUAUGGCAUAAACAUCAUACUGGGCUUUGAGUUGAAACUCAAUAUCAAAGAUCACACAGCCUACGACAUAUGGUUGACCAAGCAACGUUUCCCCAGUGGAUUGUCCCAGUCCCUGUCAAUGCAAUUGCAAACCUAUUUGGCUAUGACUGAACCACAAGCUGAGGCAGUGGCCUUGGCCUUUGCGAAUUUGGAGAAAAUGUUAAAGAAUUUCCCCACAGGACAUUCUGCUGCAGUCGAUAUAGAGGAGCUACAUGGCCGGUAUUAUCCAGCCUUGGACAUUAAGAAGUUAUUGAGGAUUUCUUUGGGUUUCGAGCCCCAGGGAAAUAUUACCUACGAAGAAAAUUUUAUGAAAUUUAUUGUCACCUUGCUGCAGGGUGUCUCCAAAAAGGCUAUGGCCAACUACAUAUACCUCAGCUUGUUUAGAGAGCUAAUGCGUCAAUUGCCCCCCAAUCCCUCAAUGGCUCCUGCCCAGUGUCUUCAGAAAGUGGAGGAAAAUUUCAAGGAUAUCAUAAGUUUUACCACCUAUCGCAAAUUUAAUUUAAGUGAAACUGAGGAGAAAGUAACUCAGGUGUGGUUAAAAAUCCAAGAGAAUUUGCAAUUGCUAUUGGAAUCAAGUCAUCUCAAAUGGUUCGAUGAUGAGGCCCGAGAAUAUGCCUUGGAAAAAUUGCAUUGGCUUAAGAUGGUGGUGCCCUCGUACAGGGAGAUAGAUCUAAACUCCAAGUAUGCCAGCUUAAAUGUUAGUCUGCAGCAGAGCUUCUUAGAGAACUUGCUAGCCCUGCACUCCUUCAAGGCUGGGCAAAAUAGAAAAUCUCUACUACAACUCAGCCAUCACAUAGACGAUGUCCUCAAUAUGAACACCUUGCUCUAUAUGCCCCUCUCGAAUGCCAUAGUGACGCCAGUGUCGGUAUUGCUCAAUGAGUACUUCUACUCUCAGCAGAAUCCCCAUGUGUUGAAUUUGGCUCGUUUGGGCUUUAUAAUGGGUCAUGAGGUGUUGCAUGGUUUCACCGGCAUAGGACGUAAAUUCAAUAAAUUGGGUAACUACAUAGGCGAUUGGGAUGAGGAUAUUGAAAUGGAAUUCAAGCAGCGACGUCUUUGUCUCUAUCACCAAUAUCACAAUUAUACCUUUGGAGGUGUUAACCUGCCCCAGGAUAUCACACAAUCGGAAAAUGCCGCCGAUAUAGGUGGCAUAAUUCUGGCCUAUCAUACCUAUCUGCAGUGGCAUGAGGAUAAGCAACGCACUACUGAGGAAUUGUAUAUGGAGACUUUGCCAAAUCUGCCCUAUACCCUGGAUCAGAUAUUUUUCAUCUAUUACGCCCAGACAUGGUGUGCCGAUACUUUUGAGCCUUUGCGUGCCAAAGCUGCUGCCUCGGAUAAACAUUCACCGGAUGAGUUUAGAACAUGGGCACCCUUGACGAAUAUUCAGGCAUUUUCCCAAGCCUUCCAGUGUCCCCUGGGAUCGUUCAUGAAUCCAAGGCAAAAGUGUGAUUUCUUUUGAAUUUUGAAA
This is a messenger RNA of Stomoxys calcitrans (stable fly), 2049 nucleotides long. Its product is annotated as membrane metallo-endopeptidase-like 1. The record is from RefSeq and is a predicted model, not a curated record. Gene Ontology annotation, molecular function: metalloendopeptidase activity. Gene Ontology annotation, biological process: protein processing. Bases 64 to 2040 code for a protein of 658 amino acids. The transcript has a single exon. NCBI's taxonomy places the organism in Eukaryota, Metazoa, Arthropoda, Insecta, Diptera, Muscidae. Gene Ontology annotation, cellular component: plasma membrane.